CACAGAUUCAUCAUAUCACUAGAAAUCAUCAGGGCCAUCAUGGUUUUAUUCAAGAACUUCUAUACUCCACGCGACACUCGCGAGCGGGUCUUCGCCGAUAUCCAGAGCGUCCUAGAUACUAUCCUUGACAUCUCCACUGCCAACGUGGACUUACUGACCCAAGAGGAGCGAUUGUCUUUCAUGGAUGAAUACGCCAGUCUUCAAGAUGCUUAUGAUCAGUUGGACAAGGACAAGGGCACAUCUUUUAAUAGCACCUUGCCCGGGCUACUCGACGAGUGCGAGAAGUUGAAGUUGAGGAUAAAGAGGGCGUGCAGGAAACGCCGAGAAGAUAACAUAAGAAGAGCAGCUAUAGCUACCCCUGAAUCUUUCAAGUCAUCCAUUGCGCUGAUUGAUCCCGACCCAUCUCUCAGGGCCCCAUCCGAAAUUUCCAUUUCAGCUCAGUGCAAUCCCAAUCUCGCCACGACAGGCGGAAACGACUCGUACCUGAGCGCUCCAAGCCUUUUAACAAGUAGAAGGAGUUCUGUAGUCUCUGCCAGUAUUCCCGUAGCCCAAAAAACAACCUCGAACACCUCCGCAGCACCCACGGAGAGAAGUCCACUUGCAUCGCCUGGCGACAAAGACUGCAUGAUAUUCGAUCAACAAUCGUUUAUUGGGUCACCUACAUUUAACAUUGACUCCGAGGGGGCAACCGGAGCAACAUUUAUAUCCUGUUGUGACGAUCCAUCUCUCGGGAUCUCAGCACGGCGCGAGGGUGUCAUGUAUUUUGGCCCUGGCGCGGCAGCGUCCAACCCGACCUUCAACGUCCGGUCUCCGGGUUCUUCUGGCGUCCACCAUGUUGUUUCUUACCGCCAGAACCGUUGACUGAAUGAUUCAGUUGAACGAGUUACUUAUAAUACCCACAAGCCUUGCACCUGGGGAUGUGAGCGUAGAGUAUUAUACAAAUUUGUAAAUAGCUGUGCAUCAUGGUAGCGACCUGUAGGUCUGUAUUACAUAAAUAUUACAUAUGCGACAUCGAAUGCG
This is a messenger RNA of Suillus discolor, 1020 nucleotides long. RefSeq lists its product as uncharacterized. Bases 40 to 861 code for a protein of 273 amino acids. The record is from RefSeq and is a predicted model, not a curated record. Lineage: Eukaryota; Fungi; Basidiomycota; Agaricomycetes; Boletales; Suillaceae. The transcript is spliced from 8 exons.